Messenger RNA from Euleptes europaea (tarantolino), 514 nucleotides. Its product is annotated as C-type lectin domain family 5 member A-like. The record is from RefSeq and is a predicted model, not a curated record. Bases 5 to 514 code for a protein of 169 amino acids. The transcript is spliced from 5 exons. NCBI's taxonomy places the organism in Eukaryota, Metazoa, Chordata, Lepidosauria, Squamata, Sphaerodactylidae.
CAAUAUGGGUUGGCGGUACGUGGCUCCUGGAAUCUUCCUCGUGUUGGUCAAAAUUACAGGGACGUCCCUCUUCCUUGCUUUCAUUCCAGAGAUCUUCCCCAGAGGGAAUUUCAGUUUUGUUCCUGAGGAGAAUUUUACAGCAGUCCAGGUUCCAGAGCUAAGGUGGGAAAGUUACAGAGGGAACUUAUACACGUUUUCAGAAGAGAUGCUUGAAUGGGGCGCCAGCUACUCAGAAUGCAUGGACCAGAACUCAAAUCUAGUGAUCAUCAAUGACAAAAAAGAAAUGGAAUUUCUUCAAAAUAAAACAAGAAAUGCCGAUUAUUUCAUUGGACUAGAAUAUCCAGAUGACGACAAUAAAUGGCUUUGGCUUGACGGCACAGAACCCAAGGGAAACUUAUUUACCAUGAGACCAAAUGAAGUGAACAAACAGUGUGCGACGCUCAGAGGCAGCGUAGUGAGUCCAGCAUCAUGUUUCCAGAAAAACCGCUGGAUUUGUGAGAAGAGGAACGGAUAA